Vicugna pacos (alpaca) is the source of this 830-nucleotide messenger RNA. NCBI's taxonomy places the organism in Eukaryota, Metazoa, Chordata, Mammalia, Artiodactyla, Camelidae. The record is from RefSeq and is a predicted model, not a curated record.
AUGCUGAAGGCAGCCCACAUGCAACGUGUCCUCUCUCCUUCCAUUUCUGGAGAAGCUGAUGCAAUUCCAAGGCCCUGGGCUGGGCCAGGGCUCGGUUCUCGCGCCAUAGUUUACAAAUGUUCAAGGGUGGCUGCUUCUGCAGCGCCUGCCCGGGACGAGAGCAGGGACGCUCGCCCGGGCCGGACUCACCCGGCCGGUGGAGAAGCGCCGGAGUGCCUGGCCACCCCGCCGCAGCAUGCUGGAAAGGAGCGGGAGCCGAGGGAGCCGCGGGGGCGCAGGAGGCAAGCGGGGGCCGCUCAGCCUGGGUGCGGCCUGCAGCCUACUAGCCCGGGGCAGAAGCGCUCGCAGCUCAGGGCCUCGGCGAGUCCCGGGACCCAGCUAAUGGCUCCGCCCCCUCCAGCUGGCAGGGCUCCCGGGGCCAAUCCCAUGCGGCUGGGCGGGGUGUACCGCAGUCUCCCGGGCAGCGCCGGUGCCCAGCCAGAGGGACAGCUCCCGGCGGCGGCCUCGGUUCCAGUUUUACUAGCUGUGGGAUCUUCAAUCCGGCUACUCACUGUCUCUGAGGAACCAUCCGCACAGGGUGCCCAGGAGAAGAGCAAUAAGAGCUCCGACGCUAGCUACCCGCAGGGCGUCGGAUACACGGGCUCUUGGAAGAAGCGCCUGGACGGCGACGUCCUCGAGGACCACGCCUUCCUGUGAAGCCCCCACCCCCCAAAUUUUGCCCUUUUUAGGCUUGACUGAGGGAGCAACUUCCCUAGUAUUAAAAGUGGCCUGGAGUCAGCAGGGAGAAAUGUAAGGUAUCGAUGUGGCCUGAGAAGUAAACUGAACAGUGC